Vicugna pacos (alpaca) is the source of this 5957-nucleotide messenger RNA. RefSeq names its product chloride voltage-gated channel 4 (gene CLCN4). The record is from RefSeq and is a predicted model, not a curated record. Gene Ontology annotation, molecular function: voltage-gated chloride channel activity. NCBI's taxonomy places the organism in Eukaryota, Metazoa, Chordata, Mammalia, Artiodactyla, Camelidae. Gene Ontology annotation, cellular component: plasma membrane; early endosome; synaptic vesicle. Gene Ontology annotation, biological process: transmembrane transport; chloride transport.
CAUUUCCGCCAAGCCAGAACACAGGGCAAGACACUGCAGACCUCCGGAGGGCAUUUUAUAGACCACCUGCCUCCCCACCUCCCACUGAUUCCUGGAACUCCCACCACUGUAGCCCGCGCAGCCCAGCCCCAGCCGGCAGCGCGCCCUGUGUCAGGGACGCCGAGUUUUCUCUGGACACGAAGGCACCGACGCCUCUCAACCCACUGGAGCAGGGGAUUUCGGUAGCAUUUUAAUUUUAUAUCUCAGGAACCUGAAAGCAAAAGUUGGUGAAAGGCGAGGGAAGCUACCCACAUCAAAUAAACCUCCCUGAGGAGCGGCCAGAGCCGGGCUUCCGACCACUGGCUCCUCACCUCCAGGGACUUCCAGGGUCUUCCCACCACCCCCCUCCUCACCCCGAGGGCGUCACGUGGCGGCGUGGGGCCCGCCUCCCGGUGACGUCACCGCGCUCGCAGCCGUCGCGCUGAAGAAAGGAUGCUCUAGGAUGCUGUGCAGGUGGGCGGCCGGGCUGCGCCAUGCGGCACUGCAGGUGUAAGUAGCGUGGUCGACGCGGGAGUGAUGAGUGGCUCUGGAAACCUGAUGGAUUUCCUUGACGAGCCCUUCCCCGACGUGGGGACGUAUGAGGACUUCCACACCAUCGACUGGCUAAGGGAAAAGUCACGGGACACCGACAGACACAGAAAGAUAACCAGCAAGAGCAAGGAGUCCAUAUGGGAGUUCAUCAAGAGCUUGCUGGACGCCUGGUCCGGAUGGGUGGUGAUGCUGCUCAUUGGCCUGCUGGCAGGCACCUUGGCUGGGGUCAUCGAUCUCGCCGUCGACUGGAUGACCGACCUGAAGGAGGGGGUCUGCCUGUCUGCCUUCUGGUAUAGCCACGAGCAGUGCUGCUGGACUUCCAACGAGACCACGUUUGAGGACAGGGACAAGUGUCCCCUGUGGCAGAAAUGGUCGGAGCUGCUGGUGAAUCAGUCAGAGGGUGCCAGUGCGUACAUUCUGAAUUACCUAAUGUACAUCCUGUGGGCGUUGCUCUUUGCGUUUCUGGCCGUCUCCCUGGUCCGGGUAUUUGCACCAUACGCCUGUGGCUCCGGUAUUCCAGAGAUAAAGACCAUUCUGAGCGGCUUCAUCAUCAGAGGCUACUUGGGGAAGUGGACCCUGCUGAUCAAGACCGUCACCCUGGUGCUGGUGGUAUCCUCGGGCCUGAGCCUCGGCAAAGAAGGGCCACUGGUGCACGUGGCUUGUUGCUGUGGCAACUUCUUCAGCAGCCUUUUCUCUAAGUACAGCAAGAAUGAGGGCAAGCGGCGCGAGGUGCUGUCAGCUGCGGCCGCAGCCGGGGUCUCCGUCGCCUUUGGUGCUCCGAUCGGCGGUGUGCUUUUCAGUCUGGAAGAGGUCAGUUACUACUUUCCUUUGAAGACCUUGUGGCGGUCCUUUUUUGCGGCCCUGGUGGCAGCCUUCACGCUGCGAUCCAUCAAUCCCUUUGGGAACAGCCGCCUCGUUCUCUUCUAUGUGGAAUAUCACACGCCCUGGUACAUGGCCGAGCUCUUCCCCUUCAUCCUGCUUGGGGUCUUCGGGGGCUUGUGGGGAACCCUCUUCAUCCGUUGCAACAUCGCCUGGUGCAGGAGGCGCAAGACCACCAAGCUGGGCAAGUACCCGGUGCUGGAGGUCAUUGCAGUGACCGCCAUCACCGCCAUUGUCGCCUACCCCAAUCCCUACACGCGCCGGAGCACGAGCGAGCUCAUCUCCGAGCUCUUCAAUGACUGCGGGGCCCUUGAGUCCUCCCAGCUCUGUGACUACAUCAACGACCCCAACAUGACGCGGCCUGUGGACGACAUCCCGGACCGGCCGGCCGGGGUCGGGGUUUACACAGCCAUGUGGCAGCUGGCGCUGGCGCUGAUCUUCAAGAUCAUCAUUACCAUAUUUACCUUUGGCAUGAAGAUUCCGUCCGGCCUCUUUAUUCCCAGCAUGGCCGUGGGCGCCAUGGCGGGCAGGAUGGUGGGAAUCGGCGUGGAGCAGCUGGCUUACCAUCACCACGACUGGAUCAUCUUCAGGAACUGGUGCAGGCCCGGAGCAGACUGCGUCACCCCAGGGCUUUAUGCCAUGGUGGGAGCUGCUGCCUGCCUAGGUGGAGUUACCAGGAUGACGGUGUCCUUGGUGGUCAUCAUGUUUGAAUUGACGGGCGGUCUCGAGUACAUCGUGCCCCUGAUGGCAGCAGCCGUAACCAGCAAGUGGGUGGCCGAUGCCUUUGGGAAGGAAGGCAUCUACGAGGCCCACAUCCACUUGAAUGGGUACCCGUUUCUGGAUGUGAAGGACGAGUUCACUCACCGCACACUGGCCACCGAUGUCAUGCGACCACGGCGGGGGGAGCCGCCGCUGUCCGUCCUCACCCAGGACAGCAUGACCGUCGAGGACGUGGAGACGCUCAUUAAGGAGACCGACUACAAUGGCUUCCCUGUGGUCGUCUCCAGGGACUCAGAGCGCCUCAUCGGGUUUGCCCAGAGGAGGGAGCUGAUUCUUGCAAUAAAGAACGCCAGACAGAGGCAGGAGGGCAUCGUGAGCGACUCGGUCAUGUACUUCACGGAGGAGCCCCCCGAGCUGCCGGCCAACAGCCCGCAGCCCCUGAAGCUGCGGCGCGUCCUGAACCUCAGCCCUUUCACGGUCACGGACCACACCCCCAUGGAGACGGUGGUGGACAUCUUCCGGAAGCUGGGGCUCCGCCAGUGCCUGGUGACACGGAGCGGGAGACUUCUUGGCAUCAUCACGAAAAAGGAUGUUCUGAGACAUAUGGCUCAGAUGGCAAACCAGGACCCUGAAUCCAUCAUGUUUAAUUAGAAACAAGAUGGCAGUUAUUUUAAGAAAAACACAACAGUGUCAUUUUAAAAGUAAAACAAAUGAUAUGUUAUUACCCUAAUGAACAAUCAUGCACUGGGGGCAGCGGAAAAAAGCUUGGUUUGAUAGGCGGGGAAGAAGAAUGAAACUUAAAAAAAAGACAUCAAUGAGUAGGCAUUUUAUAGCUUUAACCCCUUAUGAGUUUCAAGCUGUGUGUCCUAAUGAGUUGAGUAACUGCCAUGGGGGCAUGUGGGUGGGUACAAAUGAUGUGGUUUGUCCAGGGACACGGAACACAAUGGCUGAGUCAAGAAACAUUUGCCCCUUCUGCUGAAGACUGAUGUUGAUGAAGCUUUGAGCCUGAAAGGCCAAGGGGUACUGGCGUGUCAGCCUCCUUAUUUAUUGGUUCCUGAGGUUUUGCUGCUAUGUUACUGAAUCAGACUAAAGAUAUCUGCACUUCCUUUGUUGGAGAAGAAAAAGAAGUUAAAUGUGAAAGCUACAAGUAUGCCAGUAGGUUCACUCAUGACCGUCCAUUGCUGGCUCCUGUUCUCAGCGUAUUAUUUUGCUUAUCCAUCAGUUUCUGAACCAAUGUCAGGCCACCUGCCACGUUGAAUAUGAAGAAAUCAUCUCUGUCUGCAAGCCCAGCAUAUUGGGACUGCAUGAUGAACUGUUGGAGCCUUUCGUGCUGCACUUUGUUUCCUGCCAUGAAAAGGGCUUCAUCCUUAUUUUGAGGGUAUACGUACCCAUCAUUGAUUUGCAUCCCCCACUGCAUUUGCUUCCUCUAUUUAUUGCUGUUGCCUGUGCAUCUUAAAUAUGGAUCAGUGUAGCACUUUCCAUAGGCCAUAGCCUAUAUUCUGCCAGCGUGCCAUAGUGGCUUUAAUCUCCAAACAUCGUAUACAAGAGUCAAAACAGGCUACCCCGUGUUACUACUUAUUUUUCCUCUCAGAUCUUAUUAAAUACGGCUGCAGAGAGGAAGAGGCAUAUGAUUUCUCAGUGGGAACUCCUCCAAAUGGAUUGCAAGAGAAGUACCAAAUUGAUUCUAAAUCUGUUCCAUUCUCUUCUCUGUAGGAUGCAAAACAGCCAGCUUUAAUGUAUAAGCAUGCCCUUUCAUACUAGCAAUCAAAGCACUGAAGGACAGAGUUAAAUUCUAGACAGCCAAUUUGAGCAUGGGGCAUCUCUGUAUUGAACGUAAUGAUACAUUUAUUCUUUUAGUCAGGACUUCUGUCCUGUCCGUGGGAAAGAAUUAAGCUGUGGUUUUCAGGUCCAUUGUGUGAUCCUACUGGCCCUUGCACUUUCGUCUUUGUUCUUCCCUUUUCACGGAGUCAUCCUUAUCCCUUUCAAUCUCAUCAUUGGAUACCGAUAUAUCAGGUGUGCAUUUGGCUGCAAAUAAUAGGAAACUGAUCACACAAUGAAGAGCUGAAUAAGAAACCGGGAGGUGGGCACUCAGGACUGUCUUCCUUCUAGAUCACUGAGGACCCACACUGGUAUUUUUUCCCACCAGCCUUACCCGUUGUCCUUUGGCUUAUUGCCUCAUAGUCAUAAGAUGGUUACUGCACCAACAGGUCUGAUGUCUGCUUUCUAAGCAAAAAGAGGGAGGAAAAGGCAAGUGACAAGGUGCAAAUGUCUAUAUCGGGAAAGCAGAGCUUUCCCAGAGACGCUUAGCUUACAUCCAUUGGCUAGAAUUCCAUCACGUGGCUCCCCUAGCUGCACGUGAGUCUGGGAAGGAAAAUAUUUAGCUAAGUAGCCGUAUUACUCUGAGUGAAAUGGAGAUUCUCUGAGUAAGGGAGGGGGAUUGGCCCUUGGGAGGAGAAUACUUGUCUGCUCUGUUGGAUGCUGUGACUGUGUCCCUGUCCUUGUCCUGCCUGCCCUCUUCACUCUCUUGCUGACCUCCUCCAGAUGCUCUCUUAUAACAUUAUAGUUCCCCACUUCUCUUGCAUUUGAUGUAGAACUCCCAAUCAGAAUCCAUCAUUUCUUAACCCUUGUAAGAAUGUUCAUUUUGGAUAAAAAUCUAGCUAUCAGAAUUUUGAUGAGACUUCUAGUUGAUAGAAGGAAAUAUACUGAAAUGCUUUACCUGACUUAAAGAAGUGUAAGUCAGAUAAGGCUGACAAAUGAUGGAAAAUCUGUUUCUGUAAUCAAUUGGCCUCCAAAAUAAUAUCAGGUAGCCACUUCCAUGUGGAAAGAUCAGCGUAUAGUACAGAAUAUAAUCUUUGGUCCUGUAAUAGAAUGAAAUUUUGUUGUCUGGUUCACAGCAGGUAAGUACUGAGUAACGGAUCCUAAUAUUAGUGUUGCUUUUGGGGUUUCCAUGGAACAAUGUGAAUGAAGCUGGAUUCUCCUGGACUUUCAGUCCUAAAAAGUCUUCACUGAGCUCUCCUGCGCUGGCUCCCUGAAGAGUCUUAGUCAUAGCCUGGAUUUAUAUAAUCCAGGACACCCCGUUAGCUGAAACAGGGAGCUUCAGAGGGGACACGAAACAGGGAUCAGAUAGCCAAAGGUCAGUGAAACCGCAGAAUCCCCCCUCCUCCAGCUGAGGCUGGGGAGGGUGAGGCGGGGGUUGACUCUGGGCCAAGGUCGCGGAGGGGACUUGCAUCCUCUCCCCAGCAUUAGCGUGGAGAUGCCCGUGGGGUUCAUGCUCUUCUUAACAGAGCCCAGCGUCAGGCAGGCAGGUUGGGGCCAGGGUAGGGGGCUUGCAGAGUGACUACCGCCCGCCUCUCCUGGAGCCCUGACUCAGCCGCCCGCGCCAGCCUCAGACAAACUUACUGGAGAAUGUGCUGCUGGGCCCCUCUAUCACUUCCUUGGAGUAUGCGUUGGGGGGAUUCCGAAGGUGUUCGCCGUAUCCGAAUGUAGAGCUUCAUCCGCGAUACCUGGUGAUGUGAUGAACAAGACAAGUAGAACCGGGAUGUGGAGGCGAAACAAGCCUUUCUCAGAAUACUGGUUUUUUUCUUUUUCCAGAACCAAAGGUCGUAGAAAUUUGUAGAACUUUCUGGAUUCUUUUGGAAUCGGUUUUUUAAUGUGAAUAAAUAUAAAUACAUUGUGGAAAAAGAGUUCUGUAACAAGGCACAUCAAUCUACUUCUUGCUCUCCUUUUCUAUUACUGAGGAAAUGUGUUGUGGAAGGACAGACAGCAAAUAAACAGCCUCCCGAAAGUGA